Pelecanus crispus (Dalmatian pelican) is the source of this 1356-nucleotide messenger RNA. The record is from RefSeq and is a predicted model, not a curated record. Lineage: Eukaryota; Metazoa; Chordata; Aves; Pelecaniformes; Pelecanidae.
GAAAGCAGAUUGAGCGAGAAGAAUAAAGGAGCCAAGAAUGAAGAAGAAAAGGGAAAGGGAGCUUCUUCCAAAGACCUGGCCUGGAAACGAGAUACAAAAGUGGGGAAAGACUCUAAAAAGGAAGAAAGCGUUCAGAAAACAGACCCAAAAGUUAAAGCUGAGGCUGAGACCAAGGCCAAAGAGGAGAAGGCUAUCAAUGACAAAGUCAAGGCGAUGGAGAAAAAGCUGAUGGGGAAGGACAAAAAGGAGGAAGAGAAGGGCUCAGCAUUGAAGAAGGACACGGGGAGGGAUAAAAAGGAGGAAGAAAAGGGCUCAGCGUUGAAGAAGGAUGCAGGGAAGUACAAAAAGGAGGAAGAAAAGGGCUCAGCCUUGAAGAAGGAUGCAGGGAAGGAUAAAAAGGAAGAAGAGAAGGGCUCAGCAGCAAAGGAGACAGGGAAGGACAAAAAAGAAGAAGAAAAGGGUUCUGUGUUGAAGAAGGGCACAGGGAAGGACAAAAAGGAGGAAGAGAAGAGCUCAGGAUCAAAGAAAGAGGCAGAAAAAGACACAAAGGGAGAAGAUAAGAAAGAAAAAGAUAAAAAAGAAGAGGAAAAGAGUUCAGCUUUGAAAAAAUCAAAGGCAGACGAGAAGGAGAAAUCCCAGCCCGAGGCAGCGGAGGAGAAACAGGAGGCCAAGGCAGCGGCCGAGAGCAGUCCCUCCAAGCCCACCACCGGCAGCUCCCCAGAUCAGGCCAAGGAUGACGAAGCCUCCAGCAUUUUCGAUGAACUCAUCGAGAAGGUGAAGAACAACGAUGCCGAGGUCACCGAAGUGAACGUGAACAACUCAGACUGCAUCAACAACGAGACCCUGGUGCGCUUCACCGAGGCCCUGGAGUUCAACACUGUGGUCAAGCUGUUUGCCUUGGCCAACACCCGUGCCGACGACCACGUGGCCUUCGCCAUCGCCAUCAUGCUGAAGUCCAACAAGGUGCUGACGAGCAUCAACCUGGACUCCAACCACAUCACGGGCAAGGGCAUCCUGGCCAUUUUCCGGGCGCUGCUGCAGAACAACACGCUGACGGAGCUGCGUUUCCACAACCAGCGGCACAUCUGCGGGGGGAAGACGGAGAUGGAGAUCGCCAAGCUCCUGAAGGAAAACACCACGCUUCUGAAGCUGGGCUACCACUUCGAGCUGGCCGGACCACGCAUGACAGUCACCAACCUGCUGAGCCGAAACAUGGACAAACAGAGGCAGAAACGCCUCCAGGAGCAGAAACUGGCACAGGAGCGUGGGGAGAAGAAAGACCUCCUGGAGGUGCCCAAGCCUGGAGUCCUGCCGAAGGGGUCCCCCAAGCCAUCCCCGCAGCCGUCCCCCAAGGCU